This is a messenger RNA of Lepus europaeus (European hare), 1428 nucleotides long. It is a transcript of the gene PNMA8A, whose product is annotated as PNMA family member 8A. Bases 1 to 1218 code for a protein of 405 amino acids. The record is from RefSeq and is a predicted model, not a curated record. Lineage: Eukaryota; Metazoa; Chordata; Mammalia; Lagomorpha; Leporidae. The transcript is spliced from 2 exons.
AUGUCGGAGGCCAUGGCCAUGAACCUUCUGGAAGACUGGUGUCGGGGGAUGGAAGUGGACAUCCACAGGUCCCUGUUGGUCACGGGCAUCCCGGAGGACUGUGGCCAAGCGGAAAUUGAGGAGACCUUGAACGCGGUCCUCGCCCCCCUCGGCCCCUACCGUGUGCUCAACAAGAUGUUUUUGCGGGAGGAGAAUGCCAAGGCCGCCCUCCUCGAGGUCGGCGAGGGCUUGAACCUGAGCACCAUCCCGCGGGAGUUCCCAGGCCGGGGCGGUCCCUGGAGGGUGGUCUGUAGAGACCCCACCCAAGAUGCAGAGUUUCUGAAGAAUCUCCAUGAAUUCCUGGAGGCCGAGGGGCGUACCUGGGAGGAUGUGGUCCACCUGCUGCAGCUCAGCCAGCCGCCGCGGCCCCAGAACCAGGGUCGGCCCUCGGACAGCUGGGCGGAGGCUUUGGGCGUGCUGCUGGGGGCGGUCGUGCAGGUCAUCUUCUGCAUGGACGCCGAGACCUGCAGCUGGGACGAAGCCAGAGCUCAGGAGGUGGCGGAGGAGGCGGUGGCCUGGGCCGGCACAGCAGGGAAGAGGGUGAAGAAGGAGCCCGGAUUUGCUGCCGAGGUGGGCUCUGCCCUGAAGGUGGAGGGUGCCGGUGGUGCCUGGCCAGAGCUGGAAGACCAGGGGGACCCCCCGAAGCCCCUGGUCCGCAGGGCCGGAGCCGCGUCUCGCUCCAAGAGAAAGAAGCAGAAGAACCCCAAACGGGAGCCAGCACCCUGGAAACAACCCAGAGGCAUCCACGGAUCCAGCCAGGCGGCCCUGGAGGCGGAGGCCAGGGCUGGCGAGGCGGAAGGCAUGGAGGUCUCGGGGUCGGGCAGGAGCCCCCCGAAGCCCCCCGUGAAGCAGGAGGAGUCGGCCGGGAAGCAGGUGCCCGGGGACCCAGCCGUGGACUCCGGGAGCCCCCCAGCCACCUGUGAGUCAGACCAAGACGGGAGUCAGGAGACGCCCCCCAGGAAGAAGGAGGUGAGCCUGGGCCCCGGCUCUUACGUCCUGGUGGGUUCCGAAGACGCCCAGAAGAAGCCGGCGACUCCCAAGAAAGGAACGGUCCCCAGGAGGGAGGCGCCGGCCCCCAGGAGCCCGCAGCCCGCAGAGCCGCCCGCCUCCACGUCCAGGGCUCCCACGGCCAGGCCGGGAGGCGCUCCCCAUGCCUCUGCUGAUUUCAGUAAGCUUUGAUCUAGGAGCACCUGGUGGCGGAGGAGUUGAAGGUGGGCCUGGAAGGAGCCCCAAGGCCGGAGCAGCGACUUCUCUUGUCGUGGGCUCAGGCCAGACUCGGGACUCUUAGGGACCAGUUUGUGGGUGUCUGGCCCCCGGAGGUAAAUGGCCCAGGAGUCCUGGGCAGGAGGGAUGGGGCAGGCGACUCCCUCUGCCUCUUUCUCCCCCAGG